UGAAUUCCUUGCAUGAUAGCAGCCGUCCUAGCCGCUAGGAAUUCUUAGUCUCUGUUUUGCGACUUUGUCUUGGGUUAAUGGGGUCUGAGGCUUUUGUUCCUUUUGAUGAGGUUUGUUUGCUACGACUAAGGAGAGCUAGCUAUAUCGCGGAGAGAAAGGCUUGUGACAACAUCUCAACAACAGCAAUGGGCGCAGAGGGUGAGAAGCAGAAGGGCGUCGAGCCUUUCUACUAUUCUCAUGUGUGGAAGAAUGCGUCGCUUGUCGCGCUGAGCGUUCUCUGCCUGCCAGUCUCGGCGGUUCUCGUGCUGUUCAGUCUCAUCGUGCAGCGGAUCAAUGGCCGCGACAAAGUCCUGCAAGCAGAAAAGAGAAGCACGGCUGUCACACAACGCAAGACCAUCCUCGUGACGGGGGUCUCGAUGACCAAAGGCCUCUCAAUUGCGCGAGUUCUAUCACAAAACACGCAACACCGUGUCAUUGGCGCAGACAUCUCUCCCCUCUCUCCAGGCCGCUUCUCCAGCGCAAUAGCAAGGUACUACCAAUUGGACACACCGAACGGCGACGAUACGGAACCGUACAUCGAUUCCAUACUGUCGGUUAUCCGCAAUGAGAAGGUCGACCUUUGGAUCAGCUGCUCAUCAGUGAUCGCGGCAGUCGAGGAUGGCCAAGUGGUGCGACUUGCGCAGAAGCAGGCGAAGGAUGCUGGGCGGCGAUUCGAAGCCAUUCAGUUCUACGAGGAUGUGGUCGAGAAGUUCCACGAGAAAGACCAGUUCAUCAACUACAUUCAAUCCCUCGAUCUCCCGAUUCCCGAAUCGCACCGUGUCACGUCUCCCGAGGAGGCCCUGAACGUACUCCUCUGCAAUGUUGGCAACAGUGAGGAUGGCAACAAGAAAUUCAUCAUGAAGCCAAUCGGUGUAGACGACCACGCUCGCAACGCGAUGAUGACCCUUGUCCCGUUCGAUUCGCCCUCGCAGACCAAGAAAUACAUCCACAACCUCAACAUCUCCAAGUCCAAUCCCUUCCAGCUCCAGCAAUUCAUCAAAGGCAACGAAUACUGCACGCACGCCCUGGUCAUCCGCGGAAAAGUAAAAGCCUUUUGCAGCUGUCCUUCCCUAGAGCUUCUGAUGCACUACGAGCCUCUGCCAGCCUACUCUAAGCUGAACCAGGAAAUGCUCGCAUUCACCGAGCGCGUGGUGGCAGACGGCGGCAACACUUUCACCGGACACCUGAGUUUCGACUUCCUAGUCAAAGACGAAGACAAUGUGAAACUGUACCCCAUCGAGUGCAACCCGCGCGCGCACACAGCCGUCGUGCUCUUCGAAAAGACGCCCGAAAUGGCCGACGCAUAUCUCUCAGCGCUCGACUACCGCAAGGACUCCGGCGAGCAGGAGAAGCCUGUUUUCCCCCGGACGCCGACGAGUAGCUACUACUGGUUUGGCCACGACUUGGUCAGCUUCUUAAUCCUGCCAUUUUUGGAUGCUAUCUUUGGUGCGGGAUCGUGGGGCCAGUUCUUCGAUGGCGUGGCGACGUUCUGGUAUCACUUUUCGAACUGGAAGGAUGGCACGCUUACGGUUGCGGAUCCGUGGCCAUUCUUUGUGCUGUAUCACGUGUAUUGGCCGGCGAGGUUCUUGGAGUGCUUGUACAAGGGCAAGGCAUGGAGCAGAAUCAACGUCAGCACCACGAAGAUGUUCGAGAUCUAGAGAAGACCCCGUGGUUUGACCCUUGGAGAUCAUCCAAAGACUUUCGUGGAACAUGGAAGUUUGAUGGCCGCGGUCAACAUAGCCACGCUAAUGCCAUGGUCACACUUCACUGUCGAAUCGGGAUCGUGUCCCUUACUCGGGCUUUGUUGAUUUCGCUUUCGCCGAAGUUUCACGAGAGUUCGCAUAUAGACCACUGUAAUUAGAGCCAGGUGUACAGAGCACGCAGAAUACCAA
Molecule: messenger RNA, 1931 nt
Organism: Macroventuria anomochaeta
Lineage: Eukaryota; Fungi; Ascomycota; Dothideomycetes; Pleosporales; Didymellaceae
Exons: 2
Coding region: 186-1697 (503 amino acids)
Molecular function (GO): metal ion binding; ATP binding
Source: RefSeq, a predicted model, not a curated record